AUGAACAACAUUCUCGUCCGUUUGAAUGUAAAGUCCUUUCUCAACUUCCGCAACGCCAACGCGAAGACACAUCAUAUCGCAGAGGCCAUCCUAGACUGCAAGGAUGUCAUGCUUCAUGCCAGGGCAGCCAUCAUCAACAUCGCUCGUACCGGGUUGGGCGGGCAUAUAACCAUCGGCGACAUCCACCUCGCUCUGACCUCGCCAAAGUGCGCCUUUUGCGAGGAGUAUGGCUCUAUGCUAUUCCUCCCGACAUGCACUAGAACAUGUCACGAGUGCCUCCGAACCUCGCCUCGGAUGGCGAUGAUUAGCACGGAAGAAAUUCUUCCAUUUUAUACUCGAUUUGGCAAAUACCGAGGGCCUGGCAAUAGAUCUCACCUCGUCAAGUCCUUGCUUAAGUCUUCUAUGGCGAGUGUUCGAGUCCGCAACCAUGUACGCCCCGACCAAGUGAUGAAGCGUAUUCGAGCCGUCUUGGUUGAUGACCUGUUCUGGCUCUGCGAAGAGCUGGGCAUCGAAACGACUGAAGCCAUGCGCUUCUUGUUUGAGAAUGAGUGGCUACACUAUCGUACCGCCGCUACUAUUAACUUUCCUUAUCUGAACACCGCAACAGGUGAACUAGAGAAAGGUCGUAGCUGCAGGGGAUGCCAGGAGGCGUUUGAGGAACGAACCAUGCAAGGCAUGGUACUACCUGGCGCCGGACGUAUCUCCGCUGCAGCAGCAGCACGUGAUAACUGCUAUUCUCAUGAAGGCUUUGCGAAGCACUUCAAGACUUGCGAGCAUGCCCAGCGCGUCUGGAAGAGCCGUGAGCUGCCUGGUCGAGAGUCCUGGUUUGCAGCGAAUGGGGGGAUGCUUUGGGGGAUCGAAGAGCGAGCGGAAUACUGCCAGAGGUUGGUGGCCCGAGUUCCUCUGGUGAAUAACGAGGAAUUCUGGGUCAUGGCUGGCGUGGCGAUCCAGGUUGUCUUCUACUUUUGUGUACUGGUUGGGUAUGCCCUGUGGCAUUGA
Molecule: messenger RNA, 999 nt
Organism: Fusarium tjaetaba
Lineage: Eukaryota; Fungi; Ascomycota; Sordariomycetes; Hypocreales; Nectriaceae
Exons: 1
Coding region: 1-999 (332 amino acids)
Source: RefSeq, a predicted model, not a curated record